Molecule: messenger RNA, 2735 nt
Organism: Labeo rohita (rohu)
Lineage: Eukaryota; Metazoa; Chordata; Actinopteri; Cypriniformes; Cyprinidae
Gene: sparta
Product: spartin a
Exons: 7
Coding region: 134-1843 (569 amino acids)
Biological process (GO): negative regulation of BMP signaling pathway; cell division
Cellular component (GO): plasma membrane
Source: RefSeq, a predicted model, not a curated record
UUCCUCAAGUGACUUCAUGGGAAAAAUAAACUCAUCAUCAGCUACUAAUUUAAGCGCGCGCUGCCAAAGCUGCCAAGCGUUUUCUAACUACUCGUUUUAGAAGGGUUGUACGUUUGCGUUCCCUCAAACGUUAAUGGAGUCAACGCAACCGGCUGAAAUCCGCACCAUUCGUGAGAACUACGGGAAAGCCUUACAGUGUCUAAACAAAGGGCUUCAGUAUGACGACGCGGGGAAUAAGGACCAAGCUCUUCUUCUCUACAGACUGGGCAGGCGGCAUCUUCUCAAAGGGUUAGAGGUGAACACCCACGGUAAGCGCUGCGUCGGACGCCACUGGGACUUAGCGCGACAGACGCAGCAGAGGAUGAACGAGACUUUGAGCACCAUCAGUGAUCGUCUACAGGUGCUGGAGUCCACAGCGAACAGGGGUCAGCGCCUUUAUCCGACCCUUACUAUCCUCCAGGACCCCCAGCCAGUAGUUAGAAGAACACCUCUAUUAACUUCAGGAGGUGCCUCUGCUCAACCUGCCUCUCCUGCGGCGGGCAUCACUGUACCCGCUGAACUUCCACCAGCUUACACUCCACAACCAACAGAAGGGCAUCUGUCACUCUCUCAUGGAGGCAACAGGCCAUUUCGAGCUGCUCCAACCCAGACACCCCAGCGCCAGGCAUUUGCCCCAGUCAAUCUCAGAGAGGUUGGCAUGGAGAUCUUGUUUUUGCCCAGGGGGGUGCAGAUGUUCUUCGUUUCUGCCGAGGGUCAUGUCAGCGCCCCUUCUUAUCCAGGAUACCUACGAAUAAUCAUAUACAACAGCCAGAACAGUAGUGCCGGGUAUGCCCCAGCCUACCUACAGGUUUGUGAUUGGAUCUACCCACUGUACCCAGACUCACCAGUCUUUCUUAGUAACAAAGGUGUGUUCACAUUUCCCGAUACCACCGCAGCAGUGCCAGGGUCCUAUGUUGGGGUGGUGCUGUCCUCAGAGCUGCCUGCAGCAGACAGGGUUAUGUUCCAGGACCAGCUGUCAGCGCUGGCACAGCUCAGGGUCCAGGUAAAUGAAGAACAAGGUGGCGCUACGGGAACUGACCUGAGUGGCAAGGUUCCUCCUUCAGAAACAUCUCUAACACCAGGAGGGGAGGAAAAAACACUUCCUGUGUGGAGCGAAAAAAUGUCACAGAGCAUUCUAUCAGGGACCUCCUGGCUGGGUCGGGGGCUUGUGCGAGGAGGAGAAGCUACCGGUAAAGUCAUCCAUAAAGGAGGAACUAAGCUACGAGAAAACAUCACUCCAGAGGAGACCCCAGCAGAGGUCAGCCCCAAGGUCACCAAAAGCCUAAAUGCAGCCAAGCAGGCCACUGGGGGUGCUGUGAAAGUCAGCCAGUUUCUAGUGGAUGGUGUUGCUGCUGUAGCUGGUAGAGUUGGAAAAGAAGUUGCUCCACAUAUGAAAAAACACGGUAGCAAACUCAUCCCAGAAUCUCUCAAGAAAAGUAAAGGCGGCUGCUCCAACAUGGAUGGAGCCAAGCUAGUGGCAGGAAGCAGCAUACAAGGUUUAUCAACUCUCUGGUCAAGUCUGGAAACAGCAGCAAAGACUGUUGGCAAAAGUAUAACUUCAGAGACGGUGACUACUGUGAGGCACAAGUAUGGAGACGAUGCAGGACAAGCUGCAGACACUGCAGUCCAGUCUGCUGUCAAUGUAGGUGUCACAGCAUUUAAUUUGGACAACCUGGUCGUCAAGGGCGUACUGAAGGCCACAGGCAAACAGACUGCAGAAGCAUUGGUGAAAGACGGCUCAGGAAGAGAAGGAACUGACAAGAAAGAAAUGCCGCCUAAGAAAGGGCAGAAUGAGAAAAAAUAAUGAAAUAUUAUCUUUUUAUCAUAUGCAUUCUUGUAGCACUAAAAGUAGUGCUGUCAAACGAUGAAUCGCAUCCAAAAUAAGUUUUUGUUUACAUAAUAUGAGUAUGUACUGUGUAUAUUUAUUAUGUAUAUAUAAAUAAACACACAUGCAUGGAUAUACUUAAAAAAAUUUUAUAUAUUAACUAUAUUUAUAUGUAAUAUUAAUUAUAUGCAAAAUGUAUGUAAAUAUCUUCAAUAUAUAUUUGCAUGUGUGUAUUUAUACAUAAUUUACACAGCAUGCACACAUUAUAUAAACAAAAGCUGUUAUUUUGGAUGCGAUUAAUUGCAAUUAAUCGUUCAAAAGCACUAAAAAAGUAUACAUUUGUAUUAAUAAGGAGAUCUUAAUAAGGAUAAUACAAAAAGAUGCACUUAGACAAGUACUGUAUGUCCUGUUACUCUUACGUAAAAUAUAAUAUAUAUAAUAUUUUAUGUAUAUAAUAUAUAUAUUUUCUUAAAGAUAUUCAGAAGAUUGUACUUAUUCACCUCAUUUUUUUUUUAACGUCGAAGAAAGUCGUUUUCUGUGAAUGUGAAUGUGCCAGACUUCCGCUUCAUUAGCAGCUGUGAAAAAAUAACGAGAAAAAAAAAAACAAACAAAGAGUGUAUUCAUAACAAACAAGUGUGUUCAGAUAAUACAUUAUAAUAAAAUUGCAAGACACACCAGUUUGCCUUUUCAAGCAGCAAAACGAGCUGUUUUGUCAAAGGCUAUAGGUUUUGUAGCCUACCGGAAGCCAGACACAUUAAAUUUAUUACAAAUGGCCGCGUGCACUCCUACAGGAAAAAUAAGCUGAAUAGAAUUAAACAAUAACAGGUUAUUUGAUUUUCUUUUUUUUUUUUUUUUACCGUAUUUCAUCAAU